Molecule: messenger RNA, 1367 nt
Organism: Dendroctonus ponderosae (mountain pine beetle)
Lineage: Eukaryota; Metazoa; Arthropoda; Insecta; Coleoptera; Curculionidae
Product: neuropeptide CCHamide-2 receptor
Exons: 8
Coding region: 97-1269 (390 amino acids)
Biological process (GO): G protein-coupled receptor signaling pathway
Cellular component (GO): membrane
Molecular function (GO): G protein-coupled peptide receptor activity
Source: RefSeq, a predicted model, not a curated record
GCGUCCUCCUGUCUCUUGAGUCCCACAGGCAAGAGCGGGAAAAUAUUGCGCUAAUAGUUUCCGUGUGUGCUCGCUUUUUGCGUAUGCAAAUCUAUUAUGGAGACGACUACCGAGUAUGAGCCGAACAUCUUCAACGUGUCCCUGGAACCUGAGGAGGGCUACACGCCGUAUGGACAGCGGGUAGAAACGUACAUAGUUCCCAUAGUUUUCUUUCUCAUUUUUGUUGUCGGCGUCAUCGGAAACGGCACUUUGGUGAUCGUUUUUUUGCGGCAUCAAGCAAUGCGGAACGUUCCAAAUACAUAUAUUUUCUCCCUGGCUCUGGCUGAUCUGCUAGUGAUUAUCACCUGCGUCCCGUUCACCUCCAUCGUCUACACUGUAGAGUAUUGGCCAUGGGGCGUUGCAGUGUGCAAAAUAUCCGAAUGUGUGAAAGAUAUUAGCAUAGGAGUUUCCGUUUUCACACUUACCGCUCUUUCGGCGGAACGGUAUUGCGCCAUCGUUAAUCCGCUCAAAAGACUUCAAACUAAACCCAUGACCGUGUUAAGUGCAGUCAUGAUUUGGAUAAUUGCUACAGGGUGUGCGCUUCCAAACGCUUUUUUCGCCAGAAUCACCCACGCGCCAAUCAAGGGAAGAGAAAGGAACGAAACCAUCCCUUUCUGUUUUCCCUAUCCAGAUAUUCCCAACUACGAAAAGUACAGUGUGGUGGUCAAAUCAUUAAUUUACUACAUUAUUCCGCUAAUGGUAAUUGCAUGUUUCUACGUCUUGAUGGCAAUUCGACUGCAUACAAGUGCGAAUGAAAUGCCGGGAGAAAUACGAGGAGCACAGGGAAUUUCUCAGGCUAAAGCGCGAAAACACGUCGCCCGUAUGGUUCUCAUUUUUGUUUUCCUGUUUUUUCUAUGUUUGCUUCCGUAUCAUGUGUUCAUGUUAUGGUUCAAUCUCUCCCCAAAUGCCAGGAAGGAAUAUAACGAAUGGUGGCAUGCAAUAAAGAUAGUUGGAUUCUGUUUGAGUUUCCUCAAUUCCUGCGUUAAUCCCGUGGCUCUUUACUGUGUGAGCGGAGUGUUCAGGGCCCAUUUCAACCGAUAUCUUCUAUGCAGGGAACCGCGAUGGCCUAGAAACACUUUUUCAGGCAACUGCGAGACAAGUUUUAACUCGACUAUUCGACGACAUACUCAGAAUACGGCUGUGGACAACACGAGCCUCUACCGAAAAGACCCAGCGGUAGCCAAAUACUUCGAGGAGAGUGCAAAAAAAAUCGAAUCUCAACUUAUCUAGAACAGUUCCGAAUGCAAAUUCCAGACUGGCAAUGGUAAAAAGUCUUGUAUUUGAGGAGAGCACAAUUUAAGAAUAAAAUAUUUAUUGACCACUUGAAA